Molecule: messenger RNA, 1639 nt
Organism: Cyclopterus lumpus (lumpfish)
Lineage: Eukaryota; Metazoa; Chordata; Actinopteri; Perciformes; Cyclopteridae
Gene: atp6v0d1
Product: ATPase H+ transporting V0 subunit d1
Exons: 8
Coding region: 71-1123 (350 amino acids)
Biological process (GO): proton transmembrane transport; vacuolar transport; vacuolar acidification
Cellular component (GO): proton-transporting V-type ATPase, V0 domain; vacuolar proton-transporting V-type ATPase complex; early endosome
Molecular function (GO): proton-transporting ATPase activity, rotational mechanism
Source: RefSeq, a predicted model, not a curated record
UCAGAUGACGGUCACGUGCUCCAGUCAGCUGACCCUAACGCUCGACAGACGGAUCUGACGGUCAGCCAGGAUGCCUUUCUCCGAGCUCUAUUUCAACGUUGAUAACGGCUACCUGGAGGGGCUGGUCCGGGGGUUCAAGGCCGGAAUACUGUCCCAGGCGGAUUACUUAAACCUGGUGCAGUGCGAGACUCUGGAAGAUCUGAAGCUCCACCUGCAGAGCACCGACUAUGGCAGCUUCCUGGCCAACGAGGCGUCUCCACUCACCGUCUCCGUCAUCGACGACAAGCUGAAGGAGAAGAUGGUGGUGGAGUUCCGCCACAUGAGGAACCAGUCGUACGAGCCGCUGGCCAGCUUCAUGGACUUCAUCACCUACAGCUACAUGAUCGACAACGUCAUCCUGCUGAUCACCGGCACCCUGCACCAGCGGGCCAUCGCCGAGCUGGUGCCCAAGUGCCACCCGCUGGGCAGCUUCGAGCAGAUGGAGGCGGUGAACAUCGCCCAGACCCCCGCCGAGCUUUACAACGCCAUCCUGGUGGACACGCCCCUGGCUGCGUUCUUCCAGGACUGCAUAUCUGAGCAGGACUUGGACGAGAUGAACAUCGAAAUCAUUCGUAACACACUUUACAAGGCGUACCUGGAGGCGUUCUACAAGUUCUGCUCCAACCUCGGAGGAACCACGGCCGACACCAUGUGUCCCAUUCUGGAGUUCGAGGCCGACAGGAGAGCCUUCAUCAUCACCAUCAACUCGUUCGGCACCGAGCUGUCCAAGGAGGACCGCGCCAAGCUCUUCCCCCACUGCGGCAAGCUUUACCCAGAAGGCCUCGCUCAGCUGGCGCGGGCCGACGACUACGAGCAGGUCAAGAUCGUCGCCGACUUCUACCCGGAGUACAAGCUGCUGUUUGAGGGAGCCGGCAGCAACCCGGGAGACAAAACCCUGGAGGACCGUUUCUUUGAGCACGAGGUGAAGCUGAACAAGCUGUCCUUCCUCAACCAGUUCCACUUCAGCGUCUUCUACGCGUACGUGAAGCUGAAGGAGCAGGAGUGCAGGAACAUCGUGUGGAUCGCCGAGUGCAUCGCCCAGCGGCACCGCGCCAAGAUCGACAACUACAUCCCCAUCUUCUGAGCCUCCUCCUCCUCCUCCUCCUCCCGUCGUCAUUUCAUUCGUGGUCAACGUUCUGACGGUUCGAUGCUGCACCUUCUGCGUUCUUCACUCUCGGGCGUUGAUUGAUUUUUGAGUUGCGUUCAGGCUCUUUAAGAAAACACAGUUUUUCAGAUGUCGCUGCUCGUUCCAAUUUCGCUUUGACUUCCAAACGCUCCGAUGGUCUAAACUCUGACGCUCGCUGCUGUUGUUGUUGUUGUUGUUGUGUUUACGGCGCGUCUUGUUUACACGUCGGCUGACAAAACACAAGAAUUUGCAAAUUUACUUGCAAAUCUACACUUUUAUUUAUUUUACUCCCGGUGCAGCAAACUACCGCCAUCUUGUUAUUUUGAGAUCAUGUCAAUCUUAAAGCUGCCGGACGACUUUUCUUCUUCUUUAUUUUUUUUGGGGAGAGAUUUAUCGCCGACGAGACUCAGUAAAAAAAUAUAUUAAAAAAUUGCCCAAAAUAAUAAACCGCAGAACUUCAGCCAUGAAAACAUU